Phaedon cochleariae (mustard beetle) is the source of this 1029-nucleotide messenger RNA. Lineage: Eukaryota; Metazoa; Arthropoda; Insecta; Coleoptera; Chrysomelidae. The record is from the annotation of a GenBank genome assembly.
AUGAUCACGGAAGGAGAAGAUAUGAAAAAUGAAAUUGUCAGACUUCAGAAAGAAAAUCUACAGAAAGAUGUUUAUAUACAAAGACUCAAACGAACUUCUACGAGCUUUGAAGAAGACGUGUUUUCUGCAGAACAAAAUUUUGUUAAAAAAUUAGAUGACCAAAAACAUAUUAUAACAGAUCUAAAUAAGGAAAUCAUAGGGCAAACUGAAAUUAAUAGAAACUUAGUGAAGAAGGUCGAUCUAUUGUCAUCUGAUCAAAUUCUUUUACGAAAAGAGAUUCACAAUUUGGAAUCUAGUAAUCAAAAACUUAAGAUAUCCAUUGAAAGUAUCACUCAGGAAAAUGAACUUUAUAUAACUGAACUCAGUAAACUAAGAAAGGAAAAUGAACUAUGCACAAUACAAAUUGAUGUACUGAAGAAUGAAACUCAUGUACCGAAAACUGGAAAAGUAGACUCAUUGGAAAAUGAAAUACUGAAGGUCGAACUGAAAUCCUUAAAAGCUGAAUUAACUGGAAGUAGCAGCAGGAAUACUUAUUUGGAUAAAGAAAUUUAUGCCCUUCAGAUGGUUAAUGAUAAUUUUGAGAAGGAAUUAUCAUCACUAAUUGAUGAGAAUGCAAAACUAAACCAAGAAGUAACACGUUUGGAAAACUAUGUUUCUCAACUGUCUGAAAGAAGCAAACAUAAUGAAAUCAUGGAUGGAACACCUAUGUCGCGAACAGAAAAACACAAGGCAAUCAGAGAAGAAGUAGAAUUUCCCGAUACACUAAAAUUCAUGAAGAAAAUUGAACCAUAUAAGAAGAAACGAACCAUGCUUUGCCUGGAUUUGGACAACACUUGCAAUGGUUCUAGAAAUGGGGUUGCAGUGAGUGAUGAAGGGGAAAUACUGAAAGAUGAUGGAAGUGGUAUUGCCGAGGAUAAAGCUGAUAAGGAAGCUGAUAAAUCAGAUGGAAACAACCUGGUAGAUGAAACCACACCCAAGGAUUAUUUGCCAGCUUUUGCAGAAGUAACUACAAGUGUGGUGGUACCAUGA